Molecule: messenger RNA, 860 nt
Organism: Lolium perenne
Lineage: Eukaryota; Viridiplantae; Streptophyta; Magnoliopsida; Poales; Poaceae
Source: RefSeq, a predicted model, not a curated record
CCGGUAGAUCUACAGUUCCUCACGAACUACCCCAUCUGAGUGACUGAAGGCGCAUGGCGAAAGCAGAGCGAGCGGUCGCGAACUACCCCGGAGUGGCGUCGACGCCGCCGCCGCCGGCGACGUGGUCGGUGACCGCCUGCCUGACUUACCGCGGCGGGUUGGAGAUCCGCGCCGCCGCUGAGAACAUCCUCCCGGGGUGGGGCCAGGGCGGCGAGCGCCUCUCCUUCCUCGUCCGCCUCCCCCGCCGCCUGCGCCUCGCCGUCACCUCCCAAUGCGGCCGCGCUUCAGAGCCCGAGAAGAAGCCGCGCACCCUCAAGCUCCUCCACUUCCUGCGGAACAGGCUGCCCCGAGCGCCGCGGCUCCCCUCCGUUCUCCGCCGCAAGAAACCGCCGCGCUCCGCCGACAAGCCGGGCUCGCACACUCCGGCGAGCCCCUCUCUAUUGGAUCGAGCGCUGAUGCGGCCGGCGACGACGAGGGCUCUCUGCGUCGUCGGCGCACUCGCCGUCGCCGCGGCUUCCGUCGCGGCGCUUCGCAUCAUGGCCGGAUUCAUGAUGCCAAGCGCGAGCUGUGGGUCAUGGAGAUGUUUCCUGGCGAAGAAAUUUGUCAGGUUCUUGGGGCCUCCUCUCUUUGAGUGGCUCUCCAAGAUUAGUUUCAGGUUCUUGGAUCCCCCUGCUCUCUGCGAGUGGCUGGGGCACCCCAAGCUCAGCCUGAAGUGGCUCUUCAACAAGUAGGAGUAGAAAUUUUCCUACUGGCAUAGAUUAACCCAGAUCAAAUGAUACCGAAUGUAAUUUGGUUUAAUUUAUUACAUUUACUGAGCCGUUUGAUUGUCUUAAUGAAGAUCAUGGAAAAAUAUUUACUCA